CAUAUGCAGAGACCAGUUGAAGACAGCUAUCGACCCUUACGACCUACACUACUGUUGCCUUAUUCACCGUUCAUCUCAAACGGCAUAAUUGCGAGCCCCAUCGCCCAUACCAUAUACCUAGCACCCAUGCUUAGCAGCUCGCGCCGUACAUAAUGUGCACAACAGUGAUAUUUCAGUAUAAAUGCGGCUGUGCGGAGCGUGUUGUCUUCGAGUGUCCGUUCUCAUCAACUACUACCCAAAGUUCAACUUCCAGCUUAAGCUCAAGUCCAAGUGAGAGUCUCCGUGCCCACGCACAUCGGAACUGUUCACGACGUUACCAACUCCAGCAGCAAAAGCUGUUUGCUUCCAAAGGAACAACAAAACCAAGCACCAUUCUGUCAUCACACCAGACACAAUCACAAAUGCAGACCGGGAUACCAGUUCUACCCUUUCCCAAGCCGUCAUGUCUGCAAAUCGGAAAGCCAGAAGAACAGAGGAUAGCCGUCACAGAACUUGACGAACUGUGUCACGACUGUUGGCAACUGGAACUUCAGCUUACGAAACAAAGAGAGAGCAAUGACUCCGACACUAUGGAAACAGAUGGUGAUGAACAAGAAGACAGCGGAAUGAAUGCUCGCGUUCUGCGGGAGAUGUUCCUGAAUGAAUUGGUUGUGCCACCGCAAAAUGCAAAUUUAGGGGCGACGUCGUCGGCAGAGAGUUUCCCUGAGAUUGAGCAGGCCUCUCAACAGGACGUACCUUUGGAAGAAAGAUAUUGAGUGGCCGGAGUUAGAUACGUUUAUUGAUUGCACGUGAUUUGGGAGUUAAUUUGGGAGUCGGAUUGCUUUGGCACAGAUUUCGUUAUAGGGUCUCAUUCCCGGCGCUAUGUGAAGCAGGCUUCAUU
Xylaria bambusicola is the source of this 880-nucleotide messenger RNA. RefSeq lists its product as uncharacterized. The transcript has a single exon. The coding region runs from base 153 to 755 and encodes 200 amino acids. NCBI's taxonomy places the organism in Eukaryota, Fungi, Ascomycota, Sordariomycetes, Xylariales, Xylariaceae. The record is from RefSeq and is a predicted model, not a curated record.